This is a messenger RNA of Drosophila eugracilis, 497 nucleotides long. Its product is annotated as cold shock protein 2. The record is from RefSeq and is a predicted model, not a curated record. Lineage: Eukaryota; Metazoa; Arthropoda; Insecta; Diptera; Drosophilidae.
AUGAGGAAAUUAACAAUAUCCCUAGCUUUGCUGGGAUGCAUAUCCCUGGCUUUGGGUCAUAAUAAUCCCUGGGAAUCACAACCACCCACUCCAGUAAAGAAGGUGCCUGUGCCUGUUCCAGUGCCAGUUCCUGUCCCAGUACCAGUUCCUGUUUAUCCCAAAGAAGGAGGUGGCGUGGAGGAGGGGGGUGGUGGCGGAGGAGGCGGAAGUGGUGGCGGUGGAGGCGGAGGUGGUGGAAGCGGAAGUGGAGGUGGUGGCGGUGGAGGAGGCGGCGGCGAGAGUGGCACUUGCCCUCGACCUUCUCCCGAAGCUUUACGGUGCCUCCGGGAAUGGGCCUGUCAGUACGUCAUCCGCCUGGAUCUGCGCUGCCUGCUCACCUUAAAUGGCAACCCAUUGCUGGGCAAUCUCAUUUCAAUACCCGGCAUCACCGGAGGCGGCAGCAGCAGUGGCGGCGGUGGCAUCUUGGGUGGUCUGCUGGGUGGCAAAUAGGGCUGCUC